Aspergillus alliaceus is the source of this 7201-nucleotide messenger RNA. Its product is annotated as putative ubiquitin-protein ligase E3 component (UBR1). Gene Ontology annotation, molecular function: ubiquitin protein ligase activity; zinc ion binding. NCBI's taxonomy places the organism in Eukaryota, Fungi, Ascomycota, Eurotiomycetes, Eurotiales, Aspergillaceae. The record is from RefSeq and is a predicted model, not a curated record. Gene Ontology annotation, biological process: protein ubiquitination; ubiquitin-dependent protein catabolic process via the N-end rule pathway. Bases 499 to 6939 code for a protein of 2146 amino acids. The transcript has 2 exons. Gene Ontology annotation, cellular component: cytoplasm; ubiquitin ligase complex.
UUCCAAUCCGUCUCUUCUACAAAUGCACUUUCCUGCUUGUCUCCAUUCCCUUGUCGGUUGACUGUGUUUACUUUCAGAGUCAAUGAAAGAGCCGGGGAGUUUCAUAACUCAAAAGACUUAAUGGGUGGGUUUGCCGUUGGGUGUUUUCCCAUUUAAUCCCACCAAAUCUUCCCCCCCACAGUGACAUCGAUCUCUUUAGAAUGUCGGAUCACUAAGCAUUAAUUGACAGGGUUUUCUUUUCUUCCUUUCCAUAUUUUUUUGUUCUUUUUCAGUUAGGCUCACCUGGAUAUAAUCAAACUUCGCUGUGCACAUACGAUCCAGCCUCUCACUGAAGAGCCCUCCACGCUCUCGAGACUUUUUGUUCAUUCCCUUAUCGCGGUGGAACAAACCGGACCACAGUUCCGUCCCGCCACGCGGAGCUCCCAGCUCGCCGACAUCCCACCACUCCAUACCCUUGACAACUGAAUGGGCCUCGUCUUCUCAGACUAGAGACGAUAAAUGAUGCUUACAGAAUGUGAGAGGAUUCUUGGUGAAAGCCUUCAGCGGCUUCCUUCUGAGCACAACUACCGCUACGGCCCACAAGCGGAGAAAGAUCUGCUCGAGCUUCUCUUCCGUUCGCUUACUGGUCACAACGAAGAACGCCUCCGACAACUAUUUCCGGAUGGGUUUCCAACCGGACCGUGGAAACUAGCAGAAGCCCAGGGCGCCAAGGAAGGUGCGGAAUAUACGGAAGCUGCGCGGGGAAAGCGCUGUGGUCAUAUCUUCAGAGCUGGGGAGGCGACGUACCGCUGCAUUACCUGCGCUGCGGAUGACACAUGCGUGCUCUGUAGCCGUUGUUUUGAUUCAUCCGACCAUACCGGGCACCAGUACCAGAUCUCGCUCUCGUCGGGGAACUGCGGGUGCUGUGACUGUGGUGAUGACGAGGCCUGGCGACUGCCGCUGUUCUGUGCGAUCCAUACCGAUAGCGGGGAUAAGAAGGGCAAGGAACGGGCGCAGGCUCAACUGCCACGGGACUGGGUGGAUAACAUCCGCCUGACCAUCGCUCGAGCGCUCGACUACUUCUCUGAUGUCAUCUCCUGCUCGCCGGAACAGCUGCGGUUGCCCAAGACGGAAGCAGGUAUCAGACAGGACGAGGAGGCCUCGCGGCUACGCCCAGGGUGGUAUGGUGAGGGUGACCAGCCUGAGGAAGAGCCGGAGUUUGCACUCGCGCUGUGGAAUGAUGAGAAGCACACUAUUCGCGAUGUCGCCAUUCAAGUGAGUCGGGCUUGUCGAGAGCGGGAUCGUUUUGGAAAUGAUAGGGCCCAGGAGACCAAUGACAUCGGACGAAGUGUAGUCAAGUAUUCGAAAGAUUUGCAGAGGUUAUUGGCCGUGUCCAAGAUCAUCGAACAGAUUAAGGUCACCGUUACGAUUCGGUCCGCUCGGGACACGUUUCGCGAGCAGAUGUGUGGAACGAUCGUCGAGUGGCUUGCGGACAUUUCCGGAUGCAGUGUCCUGGAAGAUAAUGAGAUUUUACGCCACACUAUCUGUGAGGAACUGUUGAGCCCGUGGCGCCGCGGCAGCGGAGCCUUCAAUGCAGAUAUUGGGAUGAAAGGCAUCGAUGACCAACAGAGGUCGGAUAAUGCACCUUAUCGCACGGUCAUGCUCACUGUGUCGCCUCAGGGCCGAGUUGUACUGGCGACGGAGGAUGAUGAUGACGACGAUGAGGAUAUCGACAAUGGCAAUGACCAAGGUGUGAAUGACGAAGGCGAAGACGAUGAAGAUUAUGUUGAAGCUCAUGAUGAUGAUGCUGACGAUGAAGAUGAUGAAAUGGAAAUGGAUUUCAACAGGCUGCGCCAGGAAGUUGAGGACGAAGACGAAGAUAUGGUGAUGGAAAAUGCGGAUAAUGCUCUGGAUACUAUCCAGACUCUCUUAGGAUUCGCUCGCCAGCGACAAAACCCUGACACGGAAGAGCAACCGCAGCAGGAGGAACAGGAAGCGCAAGCAGAAGGAAUCGAAAACGAAUCGCAACAUGCUCCUAACGAUUCGGUCUCCAGUCAGACGCACGAAGAAGGCUCGACAUCUUUCGUCUCCAUCCCCAAAACACCAUCUGGUGUGGUCAAGCCUUCCCCGGCAAAGACGCCGAGUUAUUGGCAUGUCAGAUCAGGACCUACGAGAGGCGACAACAUCCCCGCGUAUGAAGAUCUGUGGCAACGCACGCGUCUCGACUGGAUGAUUCUCUUCGACCUCAGACUUUGGAAGAAGACGCGUACUGAUCUUCGCGAUCUCUAUAUUGGCACCGUGGUUAAUGUUCCUCAGUUUAAGCGUAUUAUGGGCCUGCGAUUGUCUGCUCUUUACACCGCACUCGCACAACUUUACCUGAUAGCCGAUAGAGAGCCAGAUCACUCCAUUGUCAACCUAUCCUUACAGCUUCUUACUACACCUUCCAUAACGGAAGAAAUUGUCCUUCGGGGGAACUUUUUGACAAAGGUCAUGUCGAUCUUGUAUACUUUCCUGACUACAAGGCAGGUUGGGGAGCCGUACGAAGUAAACCCCAAUGCAACGUUGGCAUUCGAUGCUGGUUCCGUGACAAACAGGCGCCUAUACCACUUUUUCUUGGAUUUACGGUAUCUGCUGCAGUCUGAGUAUGUACAGGUCCGUGUACGGAAUGAGGAACAGUAUCUCUGCCAGUUCCUGGACCUGGUCAAACUCUCGCAGGGUAUCUGCCCCAACGUGCGUGCCGUAGGAGAGCAUGUGGAGUAUGAAACGGACGCUUGGAUCAGCGCAUCGAUCCUCAUGCGGGAGAUUAAUAGGCUCUGCCGUCAAUUCUGUGAGGCAUUUCGUAACCCUGAGACGGAUGGAGGCCAGAACUUGCUACGAGCACUUAAAGUGGCUACUGUAUCUGCAGUCGUCCACUCGACUGGAAUUGAGCGCAAACGUUUCGACCAAGCAGAAGUCAAGGAGUACGUUCGGUUCAAAUCUUUGCCAUUCUUUGACUUCGAGGGAGACCAUCCCGGCCAGGUUUCACGCCAUCGUGUCGUAGACUUUGUUGUUGAACGGGGCUCUAUUAGUUUCCAUCAUGCAUUGCACUACACUCUCUCCUGGCUACUCGAAUGUGGACGUAACAUGAGCAGUUCUUUGAUGCGUGAUGCUCUGCUUGAGGCAGCACAAAUUGCGAACGACAAUUUUGUUCAUGACAGCAGUCUUGGACCGGAAGAUUUGCUUCUUUCCAUGUUCGACUUUCCUCUCAGGGUCUGCGCCUGGCUAGCCCAGAUGAAAGCCGGCAUGUGGGUUCGCAACGGGCUCAGCCUCCGGCAUCAGAUGUCGCAAUACCGUGGCGUAUCCUCUCGCGAUUUUGCGUACUAUCGCGAUAUCUUCCUUCUUCAAACAGCCUUAGUCACCUGUAACCCAAGCAGGGUCCUUGCAUCCAUUGCAGAUAGGUUUGGAAUGGUGGACUGGAUGACGAGAAAUUACAUGCCUCGUGCUGGUUACGAGGAUAACCAAAUUAUUGACGUUGCCGAGGAGUUUGUCCAUCUGCUUGUUAUUUUGUUGACGGAUCGGAAUUCACUUGCAGCUAUUGACGAUGGCGAUGCCGCGAUGCGUGAAAAUAUUCGCCGCGACAUUGCACACGUUCUGUGCUUCAAGCCUCUUUCAUUUUCAGAUCUAUCGACUCGCCUCAGUGAUAAGCUACUAGAAUCCGAUAUGUUCCAGGACAUGUUGGAAGAGGUAGCAGGGUUCCGUCCCCCUGAAGGGCUGAACGACACCGGCACCUUUGAGCUUAAGUCCCAAUACCUCGAUCUAGUCGAUCCGUAUAGCGCUCACUAUACUAAAAACCAGCGAGAUGAAGCGGAGAAUAUAUAUAAGGAAUGGAUGGCGAAGAAGACAGGCAAGAAACCAUCCGAUGUUGUGUUUGAACCCAAGCUUAGGCCGAUUACCUCCGGGGCGUUCAUUGACCUUCCACGCUUCACACGGACCUUGCUCUUUGCUCAAAUCGUUCACCAAUGCCUUGAUUACGUGGUCUCCUCGAAGGAUCGCACACCGAAUAUCCCCCCCACCCGGGUCGAGACGUUCUUGCAAGUUGUUCUACAUUUGAUACUUGCUGCUGCCCUAGAAGACAGCACCGAUGAGGACCAGAUGUCGGAAGAUCCCCUGGAAUCAUUCGUAUCUCACGCUUUGACAAAGGCCAGAGCCACCCAGGUGGGUGACCUGACCAUUGUUGGCCUGCUGGAGAAGAUUUCCAUCAUGAAUGAGUUCUCGGCCUGUGGCCCUAAAAUCCGUCACAUUCUCAAAAAGCUUUGGCAAAGGCACCCCCGUGCAUAUGCCUCUGCCACAGCUUCGCUCAAAUUCCCAUUUGACCGGGUAGAUACAAGUUCUCCUGCCAUCGACACCGAUAAUGAGAAAGAGAUCAAGAAGAAGCAAGCUCUUGAAAGACAGGCAAGAGUGAUGGCGCAAUUUCAGCAGCAACAGCAAAACUUCUUGAACAGCCAAGGCGCGAUUGACUGGGGAGAGGAGGACUUCAGCGACAUUGAGUCUGAGUCUGAGGCUGCCCCUGAGACUAAGCUUUGGAAGUAUCCGAGUGGCACUUGUAUUCUCUGUCAGGAGGAAACUAGUGACUCUAGACUCUAUGGAACUUUCGCUUUGGUGCAAGAUAGUAGUAUUAUGAGGCAAACAGAUAUACGGGAUCCCGACUGGAUUCGGGAAGUGCUGAAGACGCCCUUAAGCUUGGAUAAGUCUGCCGAAGGUUUGCGGCCUUUCGGAGUCGCAGGUGAAAACCGAACUACUGUUAAGCGGCUUGAUUCUACGGGCGGGGAGGUCAUCAGCGAGAAGGUCGGGCUGAGUAAAGGCUUCAAUGCAAAGAAUGCCUUGCGUGGGCCUGUCACGACGGGCUGUGGGCACAUCAUGCACUAUUCGUGCUUUGAAGUUUAUUACACUGCUACCCAACGACGCCAGAGCCAACAAAUCGCGCGUAAUCACCCCGAGCGCCUGAACUUCAACGAAUUUGUAUGCCCUCUGUGCAAGGCCCUAGGAAAUGCAUUCUUACCUAUAACCUGGAAGGGUAAGGAGGAGUCCUAUCCUGGUGUGCUAAACACAGCUGUGUCUUUCAAUGAAUUCAUCAUGGGGGAAGUCAAAUCUGCUCUGUCCCAUCCAAGGAAUCAUGCGCUGCUCAUGGAACAGAACAAAAUACAGCAACAGCCGUAUCGGGACAUGUUCCUUGACUACCUUAACAAGAGCUUGGUCCCCCCUCUUGCUUCUAAAACCGAGCAAUUAAUGACGUCUCCGCUGCCAUCGACUACGCAUUAUGUCCCGCCGGCGAGGAUGCCGGUUCCUGGCAUCUUCCCAUCUCAGGAUGAUAUUCCCGCAGUCAGCCCUCUCCAGCAGGUGUCCAGUCCGGGAGACAGCCCAAUGUCUGAGCUGCUUCAGAUCUACAAGCGACUCAAGCAGACCCUCAGGUUGAACCACAUUUACUCAACUUUCAGUCAUCACCCAGACACUAUCAAGACAGAUGACCUCAUCCACACUGAUUCACUAUUCCAGAGCUUCGGCUUCAGCAUCGCCGCGGCUGAGAUCCAACAGCGUGGGGUCGAAUCGGAGCCAGGAUCAACUCUAUUAGACAAGAUCCCCCAAUUGACCUUGACCCAUCUCCGCGUUUUGGCCGAGACGGCUUUGACCUAUGCCGCAGUGGGGUGCUUGCAUGACAGCAGCGGACCUAACAAUCGUUCCGCCGAGGAAUCUCAGGAGAUGCAUCGUCAGAAGAUUUGUCAGCUAUUCGUUGGCCAUCCUUGCUUGAGCGGAACGGCGCUCCUUGACGAUGUCCGCGAAAUUGAGCCACUGCUCGGUAAAGACAUUUUCGUGUUCUUGGCUGAAUGCUCUUUAUCCUUAUUGCCUGUUCUCAAUAUUGACAUUCGCCACCUCAUCCAAAUGUGCUAUGUGGCCGAGAUUGUCAAAGUCGCCGUGACCUACAUUCUGUGGCCCCUUGGACUGAAGGAGGAACUGGCUCAGAAUGGUGAUGCACACUAUUUGCUGGACAUAGAGUUGUCUGACGAGCGAUACGAGUUUACCAGGCGGUUUUUCAACUGCGUCGUGUCGGAGCUAAAGUCGAACUCAGUCGGACGGGCGGAAGGAUCGUCAUUCCCCGCAGAGAGUGGCUACGUGAAGGACGGUGAGGACUCCGCGACGCCUGGCGUGGUCAUUGCAUUGAGACGUCUAGUCUCGAGUUACGCAUUGGCUUUCCUCCGCAAAACUGUCAUCCUACUUAACGUGCAGCAUGGCGUUGAGUUCCCGAACACUGGCUUCCACGACUUGGGUGUUUCGGAGCUGGACCGUCUUACUAAGGCUCUACAUCUUCCUUCAGUCGAUGAGAUCUUUGCAUCUAUCAACCCGGCUAGGAAGAGCGGCAGUCCUUUUGACGCUGUGAUAUCGGGCUGGAUCUUCCACUGGAACGCCUCGCGUUCAGGCAUCCGCAUUGGCGAUCACAAAUUAUGGCCUAGUCUCCCUCAUCCGGGCAUUUUCGAAUUGGUCGGCCUUCCUAAGUACUAUGAUAGCUUGAUUGAGGAGGCCAACCGGAGGCGUUGCCCGAAUUCGAAGAAGGAACUAAGCGACCCAAGUAUCUGCCUCUUCUGUGGAGAUAUCUUCUGCUCGCAAGCUGUGUGCUGUAUGGAAAAUAAGCUGGGCGGUUGCAAUCAGCACAUUCAAAAAUGUGGCAAGAAUAUCGGACUGUUUAUCAAUAUCCGCAAAUGCACAGUGCUGUAUCUGCACAACCAGCAUGGCUCCUGGCAUUACGCACCUUACCUGGAUCGCCAUGGAGAAGUGGACCCCGGCCUUCGCCGCAAUCGUCAAUUGAUCCUUAACCAAAAACGAUACGACCGACUUCUCCGUGACGUAUGGUUGUCGCACAGCAUCCCCGCGACGAUCAGCCGGAAACUCGAAGCUGACAUUAACAACGGAGGAUGGGAAACUAUCUAAGAGGUUCUAGGGAGCGAACUACCCAUUCUUGUACUUGUCUUGAUGUCUCAAGUGUAAUUGAGACUGGCUUUGCAUUUUAGUCCCAUGCCCUGAUGAAAAGUCGUUUGAUUGUUCUUUUUGCAUGAUUGAUUCUUAAUGAUCUCAUUUUUUGCGAUACAUACUUUUUAUUGAAUCAAACGUAUGAUUCUCCGAUAAUAUAGCUAUAGCUAUUUCAUCAUAUCCCUUUACAUUAUACAAACACAGAGUGACACAAUCAGAGCCA